This is a messenger RNA of Encephalitozoon hellem ATCC 50504, 723 nucleotides long. RefSeq names its product DNA-directed RNA polymerase II subunit RPB3. The transcript has a single exon. The coding region runs from base 1 to 723 and encodes 240 amino acids. Gene Ontology annotation, cellular component: RNA polymerase II, core complex. Lineage: Eukaryota; Fungi; Microsporidia; Unikaryonidae. Gene Ontology annotation, molecular function: protein dimerization activity; DNA-directed RNA polymerase activity; DNA binding. Gene Ontology annotation, biological process: DNA-templated transcription. The record is from RefSeq and is a predicted model, not a curated record.
AUGAUAGGCCUGACUGUGGAGGAACUAACAGCAGGGCACAUAAAGUUUACGCUUUCAAACACGACGGUGGGAUAUGCAAAUGCUCUGAGAAGGAUACUGAUUUCCGAGGUGCCCACGAUUGCAAUUGACAUGGUGGAGAUAGAAAGAAACAACACAGUGCUUCCUGACGAAGUGCUUGCACAUAGGCUUGGGCUCGUUCCUAUAUAUUCGAAAAGAAGUCUUAAGUACAAGGAGGAGUGCGGGUGCUCUGGAUUCUGCUCCGAAUGCUCUGUUGUGUUUGAGAUAGACGUGGUACACACGGAAGACACGCUGAGGGCUGUGAGCACAAGAGACAUCAUCUGUGAUGAGGAGGACGUGGUCAUCAAAAGCGGGCCUAUCAUCACAAAACUAGCAAGAGACCAAGGCCUAAAGGCCCGGUGCAUUGGGAGAAAGGGGAUAGGAAAGACUCAUUCGAAAUGGUCUCCGGUAUCUGCAAUCAGCUUCGAGUACGACAAGGACAACAUCAGGAGAGAGACUGACUACUGGUUUGAGGAGUCCAUAGAAGAGGAGUGGCCCGGGGUAAAGCAGGGAGAGGCAAAUCCGAUGCAGAAAGUAGACAAGAUUCACAUGUGUGUGGAGGUUGUUGAGGGAGGUGCCGGGCCGCUUGCUGUUGUCUUGGAAGGACUAAGGAUACUCAAGGAGAAGAUAGCAGGGCUGGCAUCUGCAACAGAAACGAUGGAUUAA